Molecule: messenger RNA, 444 nt
Organism: Closterium sp. Naga37s-1
Lineage: Eukaryota; Viridiplantae; Streptophyta; Zygnematophyceae; Desmidiales; Closteriaceae
Source: the annotation of a GenBank genome assembly
AUGUACCCGUGUAGCUCGAUCGCGCUUGUCACUCUGACGAAGCCGCCGGCCGAACUCAACCUGAAGUGGAUUGACGAGUCCUGGGCUGAUGUGCCCAAGGAGAUGGUGAGGAAGGAGUUCCUCACAUGUGGCAUCUCCAACGCCGAGUUGGAGAUGAUGGAGGACGCGACGGAGGAUGAACUGGUUCCCAACCCGUUCUACCCGGCCCCCGCGGUCAUUCCCCCGUAUGCGACCGUCGAGGCAGAGGAGGAGGCCGUGUUGGCAGCAGAAGCAGCCAAAGCUGAUGAGGAGGCUUUACCUCCUAACUCAGACUCUAGCGAGUCUGGCGAUGGUCUCGCGGGCAACCGAGACGAGUGGAGCGACGAAGGGGACGAGUGGUGGGCCCCUGGUCGUUAUGAGGGGGAAGAGGUGGACGAGUGGGUGGCAGGUGACGACGAGGACUAG